Messenger RNA from Daphnia pulicaria, 783 nucleotides. Its product is annotated as (Lyso)-N-acylphosphatidylethanolamine lipase-like. The record is from RefSeq and is a predicted model, not a curated record. The transcript has 3 exons. Gene Ontology annotation, cellular component: lipid droplet. NCBI's taxonomy places the organism in Eukaryota, Metazoa, Arthropoda, Branchiopoda, Diplostraca, Daphniidae. The coding region runs from base 99 to 578 and encodes 159 amino acids.
AUCUUUUUGGUUUUGGAUCCAGUGGAAGACCAAUUUUCAGCAAUUAUGCUCUGGAAGCUGAAAGGCAAAUGGUUAAAUCCAUUUAGGCUUUGGUUACAAUGUUGUUGGGUUCAAGACAUUUUGUUCUUGUUGGACACAGCAUGGGUGGUUUUCUUGUUUCGGCUUACGCCCUACAGCAUCCCGAACGAGUUGCGCACCUAAUCCUGACAGAUUGUGGAUGUCCAACGGGCGAAACGUUCUUCCACCAUACGAUCAUGGAAAGGAGCAAUUAUCAGUGUGUGAAAUACCCAAUGGUAAAUCGCCUCCCUGCACUAGAGCCAGAUAUUCCUAUGAGUUUCAUCUACGGAGUGAGCUCAUGGAUUGUAAGGGAGCCGGGGCGGAUUGUCAAGGAGAGAAGGAUCGUAUCGAUUGUAAACCUCCAUGUAAUUACUGGGGCCGGCCACCACGUGUACUCAGACACCAAACAAAAAUUUAAUGAACUUGUUUUGGGAGCAUGCAUGGAGACUGAUCAUAGAAGGUCAGCUGCAGCCACUGUCGGAGUCGGGCAUCACUUACCACCAACCGCGAGCGCGCUCUGAGCUUUCCGCUCAGUCCCUCAAAGUGAGCGCGCCUCCAGCUCAAGCUCACCACAUUUUUUUUUAAGUUGCUAUUUUUUUGCCCAGUCCUUCUCUGGGGCUGUGGCCAACUUCCGUCGGCUUCCAGCUUCGUCCGUGACCAGUCACGUUCCUCAUUUUUUAUCCCGGGACGUUGAAUUUUUUCGUUUUACUGUUGUGCGAGGUGGGC